CCGGGACGGACGACCAAAAAGUGUAUUUCGCGACAUCUCGAUUUUUGAAGCCUCAAGCCAAACAUCGCUACGAAUCCCACAAUCAACACGAUGUCGUUCUUCCGCAUUACGCUCAUGCGCUCCGCCAUCGGGCUGCCAAAGCGCACACAGGGCGUCCUCAAGGCCCUCGGUCUCCGCCGACGCAUGAAGACGGUCUUCUACCCCGUUUCGCACGAAGUCGCUGGUCAAAUUAUGAAAGUCAAGGAGUUGGUGAAGGUGGAGGAGGUUGCGGAGGCGAAGACGAAGGAUGAGCUGAGUGCGGAGAGGCGGCCGGAUCCUGGGUUCUUUAUCGAGAGGGCGGUGCCGAGGUGAAAGGGGAUGGGAGGGAAAUAUAAUGGGAGGGACGGUGCAGUCUUGGGACAGUGUUGUUUGAAGUCAUUGGGAUGAGCGCCUGGACGAAAGGAUUGACGACAGUCGGAUUGGCAGAGCGGAGGCAUGUCAACCUUGGGACAACAGGGAGGAAAAGUCUCGUGUACACAUAUUGCAGAGCACGGCAACGGCGUUUGGGAACAUGUACUGUAUAUGUAUAGACUGUAACAUAAAAGACGACCUUUAAAUGAAUCUGAUACCAGGC
Molecule: messenger RNA, 613 nt
Organism: Pseudogymnoascus destructans
Lineage: Eukaryota; Fungi; Ascomycota; Leotiomycetes; Thelebolales; Thelebolaceae
Gene: MRPL33
Product: YmL33
Exons: 2
Coding region: 91-351 (86 amino acids)
Biological process (GO): translation
Cellular component (GO): large ribosomal subunit; mitochondrion
Molecular function (GO): structural constituent of ribosome
Source: RefSeq, a predicted model, not a curated record